ACUAUCUUGUUUCUCUUCUCAUCUUUGGCUUUUCUAAUGAUCCAAGAUGGCGGCGCUGGUAGGACUGCGUGCAUGUUUCUCCGCACUUCAGCUUACUUCGCCAAGCCUUCUGCACAGCACUUACAGAUUGUGUGCGGUGCCUUUGAGCCGGCGGUCUUUUGCUGCUGAAGCCAAGAAAGUCUACACACGAGACAAGCCUCAUGUCAAUAUUGGAACUAUUGGACACGUUGAUCAUGGCAAAACCACCCUGACUGCUGCAAUCACAAAAGUUCUUUCAGAUGCAGGUGGAGCUAAUUAUAAAAAGUAUGAGGAUAUUGAUAAUGCCCCAGAGGAGAAAGCCAGAGGAAUCACCAUCAAUGCGUCUCAUGUAGAAUACACCACAGCCAACAGACACUAUGCUCACACGGACUGCCCCGGCCAUGCAGAUUACGUCAAGAACAUGAUCACAGGCACGGCACAGAUGGAUGGCUGUAUUCUGGUGGUGGCAGCUACAGACGGACAGAUGCCGCAGACUCGUGAGCACCUCUUGCUGGCCCGGCAGAUUGGUGUGGAGCAUGUGGUGGUCUUUAUAAACAAAGCUGACGCCGUGGAAGACAAGGAGAUGCUGGAGCUGGUGGAGAUUGAGAUCCGAGAGCUGCUCACGGAGUUCGGAUAUGAUGGAGAUAACACACCUGUUGUGAUUGGCUCAGCCCUCUGUGCCCUAGAGAACAAGCAACCUGAGCUGGGAGUAAACUCAAUCAUGAAACUCUUGGAUAUUGUGGACUCUUACGUGCCGCUGCCUAAGAGAAAGCUGGACGAGCCCUUCCUUCUGCCCAUUGAAGGGGUUUACUCUAUUCCAGGAAGGGGGACAGUAGUAUCGGGCACUAUGGAGAAAGGAGUUAUAAAGAAGGGAGACGACUGCGAGUUUAUCGGACACAACAGAGUCUUCAAGUCUGUAGUAACAGGUAUUGAAAUGUUCCACAAAUCUCUGGAGAGGGCCGAGGCCGGGGAUAACCUGGGUGCUCUGGUGCGAGGCCUGAAGAGGGAGGACGUGAGGAGGGGGAUGGUCAUGUGUAAACCAGGGUCCAUACUACCACAUCGGAAAGUAAAAGCCCAGGUGUAUGUACUGAGUAAAGAAGAGGGUGGUAGACAUAAGCCAUUUGUUACCAACUUUAUGCCUGUUAUGUUCUCUCUGACCUGGGACAUGGCCUGUCGGGUCACUCUGCCCAGCGAGAAGGAGAUGGUGAUGCCCGGUGAGGACACGCAGCUGACCCUCACCCUGCGACAGCCCAUGGUUUUGGAGAAAGGCCAGAGGUUCACCCUGAGAGACGGAAACAGGACCAUCGGCACAGGCCUGGUCACAGACAUCCUCCAGGUGACCGAUGAGGACGACGCAAACUGGGGUUGAAACUACAGACUGAAGGGGGAAGUGAGAGGCUCGGAUGGGUAGGAACUGCCCGUGUCUGGUCAAAUGAUGUAAUUCUGCGUUCAAGUGCUGCUGGUAAUUUUUAUGUAUGAAUUCUCAACAUGCAGAAGCUCACAAAAAGCCUGUGAAGCUAGAUUAUAUGUGAUAUUUCGUUGAUGGUAAAAAGGAAUGCUGCCCUUGUUGUUGUUAAAGCUACCAUCUGUAAUUGGCCGACCUGACCCUUGUAUUCUCAUAUACCACCACUAGAUGUAUCUAAAGUAGUACAUCUGACAGACGAAGACCAGAGCCCUGACAGAAGACGACCAGGGAGCAUAGGUGAGCUGGAACAAAGGCCAGUUGAGGAGGUAACAGGUUUCACAACUGCCAUCUACUGGUGAAAGAAAAUCAAAUAAAAUAGCUGAUGGUAGCUUUAAUAGAACACAUUAGAUUACAGAUUAAACUAAGAUAUUAAAUCAUUUGUUAUGAGAUCAAACACUAUUUGAUAAUGUCUGUUUAAUGCUAGCUACUACUAAAAGCACCCUACAUUGAACGACUAAUCUAAAAACCAUACAAAUUAUCCAUGCACUUGAAAGCAGCAGAAUAUACUGUACAAAUGCACACACUGCAACAGUUCUAAGGGGUUUGUCUUCAUGAAACAAACAAAUCUAUAAUUGCGUAACAUGUAUAGCUCUGUCUUUCUGUCAAAAUACCACAUCAGCUUGGUCAUUUGUGUAAUAAAAUGUAUUUAAUAAUAACAA
Molecule: messenger RNA, 2142 nt
Organism: Periophthalmus magnuspinnatus
Lineage: Eukaryota; Metazoa; Chordata; Actinopteri; Gobiiformes; Gobiidae
Gene: tufm
Product: Tu translation elongation factor, mitochondrial
Exons: 10
Coding region: 47-1387 (446 amino acids)
Biological process (GO): mitochondrial translational elongation
Cellular component (GO): mitochondrion
Molecular function (GO): GTP binding; GTPase activity; translation elongation factor activity
Source: RefSeq, a predicted model, not a curated record